Molecule: messenger RNA, 2619 nt
Organism: Dufourea novaeangliae
Lineage: Eukaryota; Metazoa; Arthropoda; Insecta; Hymenoptera; Halictidae
Gene: Hira
Product: protein HIRA homolog
Exons: 11
Coding region: 25-2619 (864 amino acids)
Biological process (GO): regulation of DNA-templated transcription; DNA-templated transcription; chromatin remodeling
Cellular component (GO): HIR complex; nucleus
Molecular function (GO): nucleosome binding; protein binding
Source: RefSeq, a predicted model, not a curated record
CGAAGUUUUACUAUAUAAAGUAAUAUGAAGCUAGUAAAGCCAAAUUGGGUUACACACGAUGGCUACUCGAUAUUUUCUGUGGAUAUACACCCAGAUGGGAAGAGAUUUGCCACUGGUGGUCAAGGUGGUGAUUCUGGAAGGGUUGUCAUAUGGAAUAUGGAACCGGUAGUUAAUGAAAUUGCAGAAUUGGAUGAAAAUAUCCCAAAAAUGUUGUGUCAAUUAGAUAAUCAUCUUGCAUGUGUCAAUUGUGUCAGAUGGAGUAAUAAUGGAUUAUUAGCAUCAGGUGGUGUAGAUAAACUCAUUAUGAUUUGGAGAUUAUCUGGUGGGUCUGGUGGUAGUUCCAUUUUUGGUGGAAAGUCCAGUGUUGAAACAUGGCGUUGCAUAGCUACUUUACGUUCACACGAGGCUGAUGUACUUGAUCUUGCUUGGGCACCGCAUAGUCCAUGGUUAGCUUCUGCAUCAGUAGACAAUAGUGUAAUUGUGUGGGAUGCCUCAAAAUUUCCAGCUAUUGUUGCUGUAUUAAAAGGUCAUACAGGGUUUGUGAAAGGAAUUACAUGGGACCCUGUGGGAAAAUACUUAGCUUCUCAAUCUGACGACAAAACGUUACGUGUAUGGCGUACUACAGAUUGGACAGAAGCAACAGUGAUAUCAGAACCAUUUGAUGAAUGUGGUGGAACUACUCAUGUUUUAAGACUUUCUUGGAGUCCAGAUGGUCAAUAUUUAGUAUCAGCUCAUGCCAUGAAUGGUGGGGGUCCGACCGCGCAAAUAAUUGAAAGGGAUGGCUGGACCCAAGACAAAGAUUUUGUUGGACAUAGAAAAGCUGUUACAUGUGUGAGGUUUAAUGGAAAUAUAUUACAAAAGAAACAACCUGGUUCUUCUAAACCACAACAGUAUUGCUGUGUUGCUAUAGGAUCUCGCGACCGUUCUCUCUCUGUAUGGUUAACAUCAUUAAAAAGGCCUUUGGUAGUGAUACAUGAAUUGUUUACACAUUCUGUGUUAGAUGCCAGUUGGUCACCAUGUGGUUUACGACUGGCAGCUUGUUCAUGGGAUGGGUCUGUUGUACUGAUUGAGUUUACACAACAAGAAUUAGGCCAACCACUAGACCCGGCUGAACAAAGCAGUCUACAUGAACGUUUGUACGGUAAACCCUUAGUUCAGGGCGGUUGCACAGUAAUGGAAGCUCCAGAACUUCUGAACUUAAAAACAACAGCACCACCAACUCAAACAACUCAAACAUCAACAAGUACAAAUUCAAUGCAACCACCUCCUACUACACCCACAACUCCUGCUAAAGGUCCCAUUAAUAAACAAAUUGAAACAAGAACAUCGGACGGCAAAAGGCGGAUAACACCAAUGUUUAUACCGCCACCAUCGGAUACAAUGGACUCGUCAAGCGCUAGAUUGGGAACACCAACUUUUACAAGUCAAGUGAAGAGUUCAAUUGUUAUAGAAAAGCGAAACGAUGUUGUAGCGCCUAAUGUCACAACUGCAGUGAACUCGACGAAUACGAACAGUCCAAUAUCUACGAUCGUAUUGAAACGACGCGAACACGCUACACCAAAACUACAUCACGCUUCGCUUACGAAGAAACUAAAAAUUACAUCUGAAAGGAAUACAAAUCAAAUUUUGCUACCUCCAUUAAAACCAUCCAGUUCAUUAUCCCAACAAGCUGGCCACUACGCAGUGACCGUGACCAACAGCCAAGGUUUAGCUCAUUUACAAGUGUUCAAGGGUACGGACUCUGAACCAACUUGGGACCUGUAUUUAGGGUAUAGCGCUGUAGCCCUAGCAGCGUCACCGGCGGUUAUAGCGAUUGGUUUGGAAGAUGGAAGCCUUCACACGUUUCAUCCCGCCAAGGGAUGCCGACCAGCACCUCCUUUAGCACCACCUGCCCCACUUGCAAAAGUCCAUGCUGUUGGAAAUGCGGUAAUGGUCAUUUCAACUUGCGGAGCUGUACGCGUAUGGGAAAUAGGAUACUCCUGUAGAAUGAUAGUUUCUACUUCUGCUGCGCAUCUAGCAGCACCAGGAACCUCUUUAUUGUCUUGCACUUUGUACAAUGGAAUGCCUCAUUUGGCUUUUACCAAUGCGAGAGCAUAUAUAUAUCAUAAGGAAAUGGGUACAUGGUUAUUAAUUGGAGACAGUCAAGACCCCAUAUGGCGCUGGGCGUCAUUCAGUGCAUCGAGCACAUCUGGAAGUAGAGCUCCUAGAGGACCACUUUCUUCUUUGCAAGAAGGACUACUCAGAACGGCUGGAAAUACAUUGCCCAAUCCGAGAUUACCACAUAGCGCUCCCAGUGUAGUAUCUUACUUGGAACAACAGAUGCUUGCUUCUAAAGCUCUGGGAAGUGCCCAGGAAUAUGUACAUUGGCUCGUAGCUUUAGUAUCGUUUUUAUUGACACAAGAUGGACUAGAAAAACGUUUGAGAUUAAUCUUGGAUGAUCUUUUGGGCCCAAGUCACACGUCAGCUUCUAAAAGUAUAUGGGAUCCUCUGAUAUUGGGAAUUAAAAAACAUAAACUUUUGGAAGAUGUAUUGGCUGUUGUUGGUGGACACCUCCGUUGGCAAAGAUUGUAUCUUGAAUAUACAGAACAGUUAACUGCAAUUAAAAAUCAAACUAUUUAA